Molecule: messenger RNA, 762 nt
Organism: Paracoccidioides lutzii Pb01
Exons: 3
Coding region: 1-762 (253 amino acids)
Biological process (GO): sphingolipid biosynthetic process; very long-chain fatty acid biosynthetic process; fatty acid elongation
Cellular component (GO): endoplasmic reticulum membrane
Molecular function (GO): 3-hydroxyacyl-CoA dehydratase activity
Source: RefSeq, a predicted model, not a curated record
AUGACGGUCUCGAAGAACCCAGGGAGCAACAGCAGCAGCAGCAGCAGCACACGCCCCAGCAAACCAGUCUCAAAAACCACCACCGCAUAUCUGUUACUCUACAAUGCCCUCUCCUUCGCUCUGUGGACUACGAUAACCGUCCGCCUUAUCUCCCUCCUCACCCUUCUCACCCCAACCGACAAUGUAGCGCAUAUAUUUGAUACUCUUUUCCCUCUCCUCCACUUCGCCCAGUCCCUCGCGCUUCUGGAAAUCCUGCACUCAGCGGUGGGACUCGUGCGCGCUUCUGUCGUCACGACCACGUUGCAGGUGGCCAGUCGUAUCCUGGUUGUGUGGGGGGUUUUGUAUCUUUUCUCUGUAGAGAGGAUUGGACGGCAGAAGGGGGUUGUGGGUGCUGGUAAUGCUGCUGGUGCUAAUGAUGUGACGAAAUUGGGCGAUUGGGCGUUUGUUGGCUGUGUGGCUGCUUGGGGAGUUACGGAGUGUAUUCGAUAUGGCUUUUUUACAUUGCAGUUUUGCGGUGCUGCGGUGCCGCGGUGGGUGAUAUGGUUGAGGUAUAAUACCUUCUUCAUUCUCUAUCCUAUAGGGAUCUCGAGCGAGUGCUGCUUAAUUUACAAAGUCAUUACGCCGGCAGGGGAUAUCCAUCCAGCUUUGGCCUGGUUCUUUAUAUCAACUCUGGUUAUCUAUGUUCCUGGUUCGUACAUUUUGUAUACGCAUAUGAUGUCUCAGAGAAGGAAGGUGAUAAGAGCCGCCAAGCAGGCGGAUUGA